Molecule: messenger RNA, 1332 nt
Organism: Camelina sativa (false flax)
Lineage: Eukaryota; Viridiplantae; Streptophyta; Magnoliopsida; Brassicales; Brassicaceae
Source: RefSeq, a predicted model, not a curated record
AUGGCUGCCAAAAAAAAGGUGGAAACUUGUUCAAUUAAUAGCUUACCAGAUGAGGUUUUGGGUCAGAUCCUGUCGUUGUUCCCUACUAAACUUGCUGCUGCCACAUCAGUUCUCUCAAAACGGUGGAGAAAUCUGUUGCCUCUGGUUCAAAACCUUGAUUUCGAUGAGUCCAUGGUCUUUUAUCCGAACAGAACAUCAGAAACUAUUGUUGAUGGUGGUGGCUUCCUUGAUUUCGUGGACAGAACCCUUGUAUUGCUCGGUGAUUCUCCCAUCAAGAAAUUCUCUAUGAAGUGGGAUUCUCAAAUCGACAACUCUCAGUACAACCAUCUGAUCCGCAAUGUGCUAGAACGCGGAGCCUUGGAACUAGACUUGUCGUCAACAUCCAUACAACGUAUAAUGCCUGAGUUCUUCAGCAAGACGUUAGUUAAACUUACCCUUUCCCGGGGACAUUACGAGCAAGACAGUCAUCCUCCCAACGGUGUGCUUUUCCCUGCACUCAAAACUCUCUCUCUCGUUCAAGUCUCUUAUAAUUCGUUUGGAUGGGGUGAUCUUUAUGACUGCCUCCUCGACUCUUGCCCUGUGCUGGAGGAAGUUAACAUAUUUUCUGGUGAUCCUUUUGAUGGGGGUGGUUGGAGAAAACAUAUUUGGGGUUCAUCCAUCCAGAGAAUAUCCAUCUUUUACCGUUUUCAUGCUCUAGACGCCCACUUAUUGGUUGGCCUUGACACGCCAAGUCUUGUGUACCUUGAAUACUCUAGUUAUGUCGCAGAAGAUUAUCAAUAUGAAUAUUUUGGGUAUGAUUCUACAAAGGGUGAUGCUUGGGGUGAUGCAACCAAACUCGUUGAAGCUAUAAGGAAUGUUGUGACCCUUCACUUGUCUGCUGAUUCUCUUGAGGUGUUUCAUUGCUGCUGUAAAUCUAUGCCUGAGUUCAACAACCUCGUGACGUUGUCUUUUGAGAGCCACGAGGAACGCGAUUGGCAAGUAUUGCCACUUCUGCUCCAGAAAUCUCCAAACCUAGAAACUCUAGUCCUUAAGGGUCUUGUGCACAAGUUUACAAAAGGAUGUGGGGAUGUAUGCGCUUGCAAACGUGCGAGGAAGAAGAGGAAGAAGAAAAUUAGUUGUUUACUGUCGUGUGGAGUGAAGGUGCUAAAGGUUUAUGGGUAUGGAGGAAGUUGUAGAGAAUUGAAACAGAUGAGACAUUUCAUGGAGAAUUUGAGGUGUCUUGAAGUUGUGAAGGUUAAGGUUGAAGUUGAUAAGCAAGAUAAAAAGUACGCGGAUGACCUAAUGAAGCUCCUCCAGACAGCUUCUUCCAAGUGCAAGAUCCAAUUCAUUUGA